AUGUCUGGCCACAACCCCAGAGGAAAUCGCUUUCAAGCGUAUAUCCCGAUGCAGCGAGAGGACUCACUGAAGAAGAAGGCCGCUGGCCCUGAGUCUGGCAUGGCCGACCAAGCAGAGAAACGACCACCCACCGCGAUCCGAUCAUCGGGACUCCCGGAUUUCAGCGACCUACCAGCGCCUUGGGCUCAGAAUUGCCAGGAACUAUGGGACCAAGGAGCUCAGACUGUGAAGAGGCCUGACGGAUCACACGACAACUGGGAUGUGGUUGACUGGCUGCUCACCAGGAAGGGAGGUGCGGCCGCGAACUGGCCAACCCUGGAUGAAGGCCAGAAGGCGAUCGAGGCUAUGCGUGAGGAACCAUUCGAUCUUAACAGGAUUCGGGAGGAAAUGGAACACGAGGAGAAGGAGCUUGAAAGGAAGGAAAAGAGACGACAGGCUAAUAAGAUGCGUUUCCGCCCAAGGGGUGAGUGGGACAAGGCGAAUUCGACAUACUUGAGGACGCCUCUCGGCUCUUCAGCGAGAAUUAUAGAAUCUGGGGCCAGCCGCCUCCUGGUGGGCGCUCCUUCAGCAAGCCAGGUAUGCUGGAUCACCCAGCUCGUCAUUCAUCGCAACUAUCGGGAACAACGUCUCACCACCAUCCUACUUCUAGCCCUCCGCAACAGUGAUGACGACAUAUUCGGCAUCAUGAGCUCUCAUCCAGCCGCCUGUAAAACUCUUGCAAAAGCCUUUGGAAAUUUCACAUUCCCUCAAGUCCCGCUAGACUUUGCUAGGCAGCAUGCCGCGGACGUCAUAACUGGAUCUCCGGUCAGCUAUGUCAAGGAUGCCAGGCUCCAUGGAAGCCUCUUCAACUCGGAGGACACAAGUGGACUCAAGUGUGGGGUGGAUUCGAACUUCUUCGUUGACCACACCGAACCCCUAGAUGCUCAAGUGAGGUUCAAGGAGCUAGGGGGAUGGCCACUAGGCGACUUGCCUGAUGGGCAUGAAUUUCUACUUAUGUUUGACGUGGCACGGCGGAGAAGAUCACGAUCCUCGCAGCGGAAUGGCAAGACUGAUGAUAAAGAGGGCCUGAAAUGUGAGGUCCAAGGCUGUUUUGGGGGUGAGAGCAACGGGCUAAUGGAAACUGAUGGAGAUGGAAAACUCAACAGUCAAGCAAAUGGCAAUGACAAGCUUGAAUGA
Clonostachys solani is the source of this 1176-nucleotide messenger RNA. The record is from the annotation of a GenBank genome assembly. NCBI's taxonomy places the organism in Eukaryota, Fungi, Ascomycota, Sordariomycetes, Hypocreales, Bionectriaceae.